Drosophila biarmipes is the source of this 580-nucleotide messenger RNA. RefSeq names its product synaptobrevin-like. Gene Ontology annotation, molecular function: syntaxin binding; SNAP receptor activity. Lineage: Eukaryota; Metazoa; Arthropoda; Insecta; Diptera; Drosophilidae. Gene Ontology annotation, cellular component: plasma membrane; SNARE complex. Gene Ontology annotation, biological process: vesicle fusion; vesicle-mediated transport. The transcript has a single exon. The record is from RefSeq and is a predicted model, not a curated record. Bases 35 to 466 code for a protein of 143 amino acids.
CAUUUCUGGUGGGGAUCUGAGAACCGUAUCAGUCAUGUCAUCAUCACAAACCGAACUAUUCACACAGCUCGCUGCUAUCGAGAUGAUGGAAAUGGAGCUGGAAAUGAAGGAGUUCAGGUCCUCCGCGCAGUCGGAUGCCAAUUCGGAUGCUCAGCAGAGACUCCUGGACACCCAGGCCCAGGUGGACGAGGUGGUGGGCAUAAUGCGGGUGAACGUGGAGAAGGUCCUGGAGCGGGAUCAGGCCCUAUCGGAGCUCUCCGAACGAGCUGACCAGCUGGAACUGGGAGCCUCGCAGUUUGUUCGGCAGUCCGGGCGAUUGAAGCGCAAGCACUGGUGGGCCAAUGUCAAGUUGAUGAUAGUUCUGGGCAUAAUAGCCAUAAUUCUAAUCGGCAUAUUGCUGCUCUACAUUUGGCCAGCUGGUAGUGGAGAGGGAUCACAGGUCAUCACCGAAGGACCUCAGAAGUAACCGCCCUUGAAUGAAGAAAAAGCCAUGUCAUUCUUGCAAUUCCACGUUAAAAACCCACAGGUUAACACAAGAGUUUAUAUUUUUCCCAAUUAAAAAACUACUCACUACACUUGA